AUGAAACCUUUCUUUUUUCCCUCAUGUCGUUUAUCAAUAGCUUCACUUCUCACACAAGAGCAAUUUCGUUUGGUUUCAGUAGUUAUUUUUUGCGUACCGGAAAUUUCUAUGCGAGAUUUCAUGCUGCACCUGAUGGACGGAGGAUACCUCAACCCGGAAUACGUAUUCAUCUCCGUUAAUGUGAAAUCAAAAGGAUUCACUGUCCCGCAACUUGGUGGUAAGCAGCGAUACAUGUGGGUAGACGCGGAUGCUCACAACGACGGUCGAGAUGAAGAAGCUAGAGAAGCAUUCCAAUAUCUACUUGUGCUUACAGAUCACAUGAGCACAGGUGGUAAUGCUACCAAGUAUGCUCGUUUCAGCGAUGAGCUAGUUAGCCGCAUGAAGGAUCCGCCAUUUCACUGUGCAAACGAAUGCAAUGGAAGUGAAUUUCGAGCGGUUAGCUUUCUUACUCACAAACUGUUUAUUUUACUGAGGAAUAUUCUUCAAUUUAACAAGCUCUGUAGUUCGGCAGAUUACGUUAUAGUCCCUCAAUCUUCCCGAGAAGGGGUAUUUCCGAGGAGACACAUAUGA
Cooperia oncophora is the source of this 570-nucleotide messenger RNA. The record is from the annotation of a GenBank genome assembly. Lineage: Eukaryota; Metazoa; Nematoda; Chromadorea; Rhabditida; Trichostrongylidae.